Messenger RNA from Austrofundulus limnaeus, 1116 nucleotides. Its product is annotated as 5'-AMP-activated protein kinase subunit gamma-2. Gene Ontology annotation, cellular component: nucleus; cytoplasm; nucleotide-activated protein kinase complex. The record is from RefSeq and is a predicted model, not a curated record. Gene Ontology annotation, biological process: protein phosphorylation; regulation of catalytic activity. Lineage: Eukaryota; Metazoa; Chordata; Actinopteri; Cyprinodontiformes; Rivulidae. Gene Ontology annotation, molecular function: AMP binding; protein kinase regulator activity; protein kinase binding.
CAGAGCCAGGGGGAGGAGCCUGUGUCAGCUCUUAAAGAGACAGAAGCUGGACUGGAACCAGUUCAACCCACAGGUGAACUGACUGGAGUCCACUGGGUUCAGUUUUCUGUGAGGAUCCUGGUUUCUGUUGACCCGGUUCUGAAGGUUCUCAGACGGAACUGAUCCACAGCCAUGAAGCGUCUCAGCAGCCUGGUGCUGAAGAAGGCCAAGGACAAGGAGAGAUGGAUGGAGAGGAGGAGGAGCGAAGCUUCAGAAGGAGGAGAGGAGGAAGAGGAGGAGGAAGACAUGAGGACAGACCUGAGACACACACGGAUGAUGAGGAGGACAUCUGAGCCGUGUGGACCAACGGAGACAGACAGGAUGGACACAGGCAGGGGGAAGGACCGCAGGAUGUCCAGUUUUAUGAUGGAGGACAGAGUGGGAGGACAUGUGGACAGGAUGCAGAGGGACGUGGACAAGAAGUGGACGAGAAGACGAUCUGAGCCUUGCGGUCCUCUUAACGUUCAUCUGCUUCCCCUGUCCUUCAGGAAAAGGUGGACUGGUCGCAGGACGUCCUGCUGUGAGGGACAGGCAGACAGGAGACAAGGAGGUGGUCAGAUGACUGGAAGGACUAAUCGGUCCUCUGACCCAAUCAGUCCUCUGGACACCACCUACAGCUUGUCCUCCCCUCCUCCUCCUCCUCCUCCUCCUCCUCCUGCCCCCUCUCGUCAGGAGGAGGGGGGGGGUUUCCACCUGGAGACGUACCUGACGGAGCCACGGCGUCCGGAGACCAGGAGGCUGCGCUCCUUUUCCUCCCCUCCUGACAGCGGACAGCGAGCCUCCGGUCUUUCCUCCUCUUCCUUCACCUCCUCCUCCACCUGCAGUCAGCCGGCUCCGCCUCCUUUGGCCCAAACCACACCUGUGUCUCCUCCCAUCAGGAAGCAGGGUCAGAGGAGUCAGAGCGGGACAUCUACAUGCGCUUCAUGAAGUGUCACAAGUGUUAUGACAUCAUCCCUACCAGCUCCAAACUKGUGGUGUUUGACACCACACUGCAGGUGAAGAAGGCCUUCUUUGCUUUGGUGUCAAAUGGUGUUCGAGCUGCACCGCUGUGGGAGAGCAAGAAGCAAGGCUUUGUGG